AUGACGGCAGCGUCGACGUCGGAAACGGAUCCGGGCACUCGCAUCCACUAUCAUCUCCUCCAAAACUUGAUCGUCAAAGUUUACACAAAUGCCAGUUUUUCGCCGUCCGAGUUUCCAUGCCUGAGCUCCGGUACCCGGGAGAUGCACAUAGCUGCCCUUAUUUCCGAUCUGAAACAGAACGACCCGAAUCAGACAUGUGUCGACCGUCUCCAGGUUCAAUCAAAAGCUCUGAUUCUAAAAAAAAUAAAAAUAAAUCACUUUUAUUGUGAUGUGAAGAUCUUGUCAUCUUCUAGCAUCAGUGGGAACGGAUCUUGCAUAGGACCAAAGCAAGCAUGUGCAUUAAAUAAGUUUGCUUCUUGUUACCGAAAACUUCUUCAUGACAUAGUCGAUGAUCAAGUCUUCCAUGCAAUCGACAUUCGUAAGGUAAACUCAAACUGGGGGAUAUUAGGACAGGCAUGGUGGUCCAUGAAUAUGUUUGGAAUCUUGGUCCCAUCCUUGACAGAUGUGUCCAAAACCAACCUUACUGAGAACUCGGUUAUUGUAUGGGAUGUUUCACUUCAAGUUCUGUUAUCAAAUCAGAAGCACUCACGUGCUCCUGCAUCAGAUGCCACCCGUUCGUUCCAUACUUCAUUGCUCGAUCCAUUGGAAAAUAAAUUGCUAUAUUCUACACGAGACCCCCAUUCAACUUGA
Striga asiatica is the source of this 690-nucleotide messenger RNA. The record is from the annotation of a GenBank genome assembly. NCBI's taxonomy places the organism in Eukaryota, Viridiplantae, Streptophyta, Magnoliopsida, Lamiales, Orobanchaceae.